UUGUUCUCAAGUAUUUGUUUCUUGUAAAAAAAAUUACGGUGAAGGCACAUUGUCAAAGUUUCAUUUUAUUCCUUUUUUAUUCUUUUUUUAUUUACACAUUGCAAGACAUUCUCACACUGCAAACGCAUCCAUUUUUUGCACUAUUAUUUAUUAUUUUUCUCAUAUGGAUUAUACCCAAACAACAAUAGCAACACCACCACUGCCGCCGUCGUUGACUCCGGCCAUGGACGACCCGCUCUCACAACUAAGCAUAGUGCUGUCCUCAGAGCACGACGCUGUCGAGCAAGUAUGUAAGCUCCACACAGAGUCCUCCGACAUCCGAGGCAGCCUCCGCCUCUUCGACACAGCCUACCUCGAUGUUCUCAGUUUCCUGCACGCUCAAUCCACAAACAAAGACUCACACGAGACUAGCAGCAUACUGAGUUCACAAAAGGGGCUUUUGCAAAAGCUUUCCGAAAUAGCAAUGCAGGAAGAGGCGCCGAUGACACUGGAAGCGGAAGCAGCAGCUGCAUGGGUGCUCGCAGACUGCGUGGAUCAGCUGAGCGACAGUGAAGGAAUAUGCACGCGCCUGGGAAGAAUAGUAGGCCAAGUUUUGGCAACCAGGGUUGGGGAAAGCAAGGAGACGGAAGCAUUGCGCCAGUUGCUCAGGGCAACGGGGAUGCGCGAGGGCCCGUGGCUUGACAGCCUUCUAGUAGUGGUGUGUGAGGCCAUAGUUGAGCUGGCGGAUAAUGACAUUCAAGGGCAGGCGUUGCGGAGAAGCUCCCAGCUGCUCUGCUUGCUAGCCCAGCUGCUCGAAGACUAUAGUGCAUAUGCCCUUCGGGUCAUGUCAUCCGUUGAUUCGCUGCGGCGAAUGGCACGGCACGUUAUCAAGCUAUUGAGUGAUUCGCAUCCGGCAGUAUCCGCCCCCGCACUACACGUGCUUGCCCGACUCCUUCUCACCCCCGUGGUAAGCGGAAGGCCGACUACGCUGAGCAUUUUGGGCGACAGUUUGCGUGGAAAGCUCUUUGACGAGGCGCACCUGGCCCGCACCGUCCUACUCGUCUCUGACCUGUGUCAGAACUGCAACGGCAGCGACAAGCAGGAGGACUUUUUGGUGCUGGAAGCUGCCAGUGGGAUUAUAGCGUGUGUUGCGCAGAGUCAGAGUGCAGCUGAUAGACGCGGGUUCUUUGAGAUGACGGAGAUGGCCAGGGCGCUGGAUCACCUUGUGGGGGUGGCGCGCAUUGACCGCCGGUACAUCCAUCCGCUGGUGAGUAUAAUCAACCAUGUUGUCAGGGAGGGCGGGUCGUCGCCACUGGUUGUGGCGAUGUGCACGGACAGAGGCGAUGAUUUCGCGGGGUCAAUUGUCGCUGAGGUGUUUGAUAUUGUGGGGUCAGGCAUCGAGGACAUCCCGUACACGCAGCCGCACUUUGGCUUGGCAGCAUCAGCGGGAGGCCAACAGCAGACAUGGCCCAGGGUAUCCAGCGACGAGAGCGGCGGCGGAUGGCUCGUGCAAAGCACUGUGAGGCAGAGGCAGGGUGUAAUUGAGUUUCUUGCGAAUGCGCUGCGCUUGAGCUGUGAGGCGCAAGGGAGCGGAAGCGGCAACGUGAGGGAGCUCAUGCAGGCCAUAGCGCAGGUAUUGGAAUCCAGAUCGAUUGGCUUCUGGCGCACUCAGGGCGAAGAGGAUGUGGCGACAAUCAAGAAUCUGCUGGGCAUGCACUACUGGACUGUAAGGCCGGUGCUGGAAUUGGCCAUAGAGCUGGCUCGAGUGUCGCCCCAGUUUGAGACAUUCUGGGUGCCGUGGCUGAACGAGGCGGAUGCUGGCAAGUGGGCUGCCGAGGUGUGUCGCACUGUGACAGAGUGCCCACAGGAGAUACUCAGCCAGGCAAUCCACCGGGAUAUUAUGAAUGCCUCUGUAUCUGACGAUAUAUCUGUGGCAGCAAACAGCAAGCUUAGCAUUCCUGCAGCUGUUGUUGUGCCUAAUGUUGCCACGCCUGCUGCGUCUACCCACUCGUCGUCGGGUACCGCCUCUCCGCAGCCGCCUGCGACGACGUUGGUGCCCAUGGUCAUUGGCAUUGAUGCCAUGCGUGCAGCUAAUCUUCCAGAGCCAGUUGCUGAUGUGGACGAAUUUCCGGACAACACCGCCGAUGUUCUUCAGAGCGUUGUGCUAAAGCAGUGGCUGCGCAUUAGCGAAGCCGAGAUUGCCGCCAGAGUGAUCUCUCUCGAUCCCAUGGCACCUACUGUUUACAGCGUUGUUGACCAGGCGCGUCGCAGCCUUUUGGGUGGAUUGGAUGCUCUGCAACUUGGAAUCGCGGCUACACAGGCUCUGCGCCACAGACAUGCCGUAGCCGCGCACCAGCUGCAGUCUGAUUACACGGCCCUACUUUUGAGCGAGCAAGAGGCCCGCGAAGAGACCGAAGAAGAAAUAACCGAGUUGCAGCAAAAAAUGGCAUCAGCCAGUUAUCUUCAGGAGCAAGCAAAGCAGGAACUCAUGGAGCUGUCUGCUCGGCUGCAAAAUACUGAGUCGGAUGCAUCUGAGUGGAAGCGCGAGUGUGUUGAGACUCGAGGGCUGCUUGAGACAGCCGAGGAAAAGGCAAGGGAGGUUGCGGCGCUGAGGGAAAACGUCGGCGGUUUGGAGCGCGCGCUAGGGGAUGCUGUGGCUCGCUUACGCAUUUUGGAGAUGCAGGCUUUGGCUGAGCGUGCUGUGGGUGAGGAGCUGCGCGGGAAGAACGCGGCUAUGGCUGCGCAUUUGGCCGAGUACGUGAAAGUCACCGAGUCGAUGAACAAUCUGUCUCGCCUGCAGCACAAUUAAAUUUUAUUUAUUCAAAUAAUAUAUACACAUAUGCGAC
Kickxella alabastrina is the source of this 2825-nucleotide messenger RNA. RefSeq lists its product as uncharacterized. Lineage: Eukaryota; Fungi; Kickxellomycota; Kickxellomycetes; Kickxellales; Kickxellaceae. Bases 164 to 2788 code for a protein of 874 amino acids. The transcript has a single exon. The record is from RefSeq and is a predicted model, not a curated record.